AUCGCUGUAGUGUUGUUCGUUCUUGUUUGUUACUUUAAUUUAAGUCAAUAAAUGUAAAUAUAUUAUUACGACUAAGUACUAAGGCUGUGAUUUUAGUUUUUCCUUUUCUAAUCAUCGCAUUAAUAAUCAGUAGCGGCCGAAGAAAAAGCUGCUCCCGUUGUAUUUGAUUAAACUACGUACUUAAUAUUUAUUUACGAUGGCUUCUUGUGUGGGUGAAGAAAAUAAAGUUGUCAUCAAAAAAGAUUGGUACCAAUCAGAGUCUCAAGUGAUUGUUAGCAUUUUGGGUAAACAUACAUCAAAAGAAGACUGUUGCGUAAAAUUUGACAAAGAUGAAGUAACCAUUCAAGCCAAAUUUGCCACUGGUCAACCCUAUACUUUACAUUUAAAACUUAGCAGACAUAUUGCACCCAAUUUUAGUACCUUUAGAGUUCUCUCGUCAAAAUUGGAGAUACGCCUUGCAAAGGUUGAAGAGGGAAUGUGGGACGUACUAGAGAAAACUGUAGUAAAAACAACUAAGCCCUCCUCGACUAUCCAGCCCCGCAAUUGGGAUAAGGUUAUCAAAGAUAUGACAAAAGAAGAAGAUGAUAACGAUGUUAAUACUCUGUUCAAGAAAAUAUAUUCGGACGGUUCGGACGAAGUGCGCAAGGCUAUGAACAAAUCAUUUAUGGAAUCCGGGGGCACCGUUCUAAGUACAAACUGGAAAGAUGUCGGCAAGGAUAAAGUAGAUAUUAAACCUCCGGAAGGGAUGGAGUGGAAGAAAUGGGACGAAUAAACAAAACUGUACAUACUAUUAUGUUAAUUAAGUGUUUGACUUUCUCUGAAAAUUAUAUAAUAAAAAAAUGAUUUUUUUAACUAUACAUACCUUUUCAGAUCUUUGUUGUAUUAUAUACACAUUAUAAUAUUACGUUUUCAUGUGAUUAUGUGAACAAAUCAUGUUUUAAUUUAUUCAUUUUUUAAAUUGAUCAUAUUAGUCUUUAUAGUCUUUUUUUUUUCUUAAACAAAUUAUUUGGAAUUAAACAUAGAUGAGAAUUC
Messenger RNA from Acyrthosiphon pisum (pea aphid), 1032 nucleotides. RefSeq names its product suppressor of G2 allele of skp1 (gene Sgt1). Lineage: Eukaryota; Metazoa; Arthropoda; Insecta; Hemiptera; Aphididae. The record is from RefSeq and is marked provisional. Gene Ontology annotation, molecular function: protein-folding chaperone binding.